Molecule: messenger RNA, 1455 nt
Organism: Naegleria lovaniensis
Lineage: Eukaryota; Heterolobosea; Eutetramitea; Acrasida; Naegleriidae
Exons: 1
Coding region: 1-1455 (484 amino acids)
Molecular function (GO): NAD+ poly-ADP-ribosyltransferase activity
Source: RefSeq, a predicted model, not a curated record
AUGUAUCCCAACAAUCAUAACCAGCAUUAUCAACAGCAAACUCCUUUUAACCAAGUUCCAAAUCAUGUAGAUCAUCACCAACAACUCUUUUUCAUGAACCAACCUUCCAUGAUUCAUCCCAAUGUGUAUCAUCAAUCGUCGGUUGUGAAUGGAACAGCUCCUUCUUCCUUUCCGAAUUCCAAUUUGAAUUACUAUCCCAAUUCGUCUGUGAUGAUGAACAACAAUCCACAACAAAAUUUUUUUUCAAAUUCUCCUCAAAACACGUGUCUUGUUCCUUCGUCUCAACCUUUGCAAAUGAAUAUUCAUUCUUCUUUUUACCAAGAUCCAGCCUUAUCCUUUGGUCAUUGGCAACCAGCCUCUCAUUUCAGUGGUCCUGUGAUCAUGCCAACAGCACACGUACAUGGUCAGAAUGUUUCUCACAUCAAGAAUGGGCAAAAAAGUCCUCAAACAGAAACGAGAUCAGCAUCAUCGUCGACUUCCUCACAACCAAAGAAUGAUUCUGACAAGAAGGAUGAAAUUCCUGAAGCUUCGAACUUUUGCCUGAACUGGAAAAGAUGUUCUCUCACUCGAAGCGAUCCUCAACACAAGUGUGAAUUUCGUCAUUUAUGUACCAUUAAAAAUUGUGACAAAUGGAAGGACAACAAAAUUCAUAAAGCCAGAUUCAUUCAUAUUUGUGCUCAUGGAGAACAAUGUCGAUAUCAAGAUAACGAAGAUCACAAUCACAAUUUUAUUCAUCCAUGUUCAUUUGGAGGUAAAUGCAAAUAUUUGAAUGAUCCACUUCAUAGAAUUCGUUUUUCUCACAACGAUUUAGAAGUUGACGAUAGAAAUUUUGACUGGCCAGAGACGUGGACCACUUCUCCACCCUUGUCCAUUACCAAAUGCUUGGUGAACAAGAAGAAUUACACUCGAUUAUUUUCCCUUCCCAAGAACUCGGAUGAAUUCAAGAAGAUCGAAUCAAAAUUUGUGAAAUCUAUUCAUCACUCUUAUUCUUCUGCUCAAGUGGUCAAAAUUGAAAGAAUCGAGAAUGCUCAAAAAUGGGAAGAAUAUAUCACUGCUCGUUUUCAAAUCAAGUCAAAGAACAAUGGAAAAGCCAAUGAAAAGAUUCUAUAUCAUGGGUGCGAUGAUGCAACAGCACUGAAAAUUAUUGAAAGCGGUAUCGAUUAUCGUUUAACCACAACUGGUCAUUAUGGUCAGGGUGCUUACUUUGCUGUCAAUGCAAGCUACAGUCAUGGUUAUGCACCUGCAAGCUCCAAUGGACAUCGAACUAUUUUCAUGUGUCGAGUGAUAAUUGGUGAGCCUAUGGUCGUUCCAAGCCAAAACAAAAAUUUGACAAGACCCUAUGACCCCACCAAGGACAAGAUGUAUGACAGCGUUCAGGGCAAUCCAACAGGAACAGAAUUUGUUAUUUUUGACAACAAGCAAGCAUAUGCUGAGUAUUUGGUUACUUACAAAUAG